AAUUAAACUGCAUGUUUUUAUCUGCAGAUUUCAUAAUAUCUCCCUGUUUCAUUCUGGAAUCUGAUGCCUUUUCAAUGCAAUAGUGAAUACUAGCUUUCUGUGGAUUGAUUCUUAAAACCUUGUACAAGGGCCUUUGUGGCUCUGUCCCUCCUUCAUCUCAAGCUCUCACCAGUUCACCAUGGAAGAAGAAACGCUUGUAUAUCAACAAGACGAGGUGCAUACAAUCCCUACAUCUCUGGAGGAGCUCUCUGUGGCAGGCAGGCUGCGCAUCAUUGAGAGACGUCACUCUGCGUACAUUGAAUGGCGUUGCAGUGAUGACGAGAGCAAUCCUGAUAAUGACUGGGCUGUGGUGAACAAAUCUGCUGUGACAUUCACACAUCACAAUUCUUCAGGUUCUGUGGAGAUCUCAACUCCAAGAAGACAUGUCCGACCAAUAUCCGUGGAGCUGGCUGAUCUUGGCAGUUACAAACUGACUAUUGAAGGCAGCUUGGUACUCAUUCAACGUGAUGGGUCCACUCACCCAGCGCUGCAGUUUCCUGGCAAGGAUGCUGAAUAUUUUGUUGAGGUUCUCUCCAGAUACGUCGCCAUUAAACGAUCAGAAAAAGACAGCACAUUAUUCUUGCUGAGAGACAAGAAGACGGCCCGCAUAGACGACCAGCUGAGUGCUUUAGGUCUUGUGUCGCAUGCCAGCAGAGGCUCCCGUGUCAGGAAGCUGCAUGGAAGCUCCUCUUCUGACUCUAACAGGUCCCGAGGCUCACCGCAGCAUACAAGCUCUAGUCAAGUGGAGCUUCAUUCUGCCGUCGUGCCCUGGACUACAGCCGCCCCUCAGCGCGUCAUGGGAUUCAUCAGCAACUUCAGGCGGGACCCCUACACCACCACCCUCACCACCCUCUCCAAGUUCUAUGAUAUUGUCCUUUCUGAGGACGACUGGGCUGAAGGCUUCGUGUCGGAGCGCGGAGGAGACGACCUCAACCCCUUCGCCUCCCUCAGUGGCCUGGACAACCUAGAGCCUGGCUUCCAGGUUGUGACACUGAAGGGCAAGCUGGUGGAGAGGCCGCGCGUGGAGCGGCUGCCUCCGCUGACGCAGCUCGAGUACAGCCAACACUGCGACGUGGACGGCGGCGUGAGGGACCCGCAGCUUCUCAAGCGCAGGAUCUUUAAGGGAGGCAUCCACCCGAGCCUGCGCAGCGAGCUGUGGUGCUACCUACUGGGCUACUACGACUGGAGCUCCAGCAGCGCUCAGCGGGAAGUUCGUCGUAACGAGCGUUUGGUGGAGUACCAGAAACUGAAGCUGCAGUGGUCUACCAUGACCGCAGACCAGGAGCUGCGCAACAGUGGAUUCAGGGAAAGAAAGUCACUCAUAGAAAAAGACGUCAACCGUACGGACCGAAGUCACCCGUUCUAUGAAGGGGACGACAACCCUAACGUACAGCUGCUGCACAACAUCCUCAUGAGCUACGUUAUGUUCAACUUUGACCUGGGCUACGUGCAAGGCAUGAGUGACCUUCUCGCACCCAUCCUCUACGUCACGCAGAACGAGUGCGCUGCCUUCUGGUGCUUCGUAGGCUACAUCGACAUUGUUCACCGCAACUUCGACAUGGACCAGAGCGGCAUGAAGGAGCAGUUACUCGGUCUGCAGCAUCUCAUCGCCGUGAUAGACCCCGAGUUUAUGAGCUACCUCGAGUCCAGUGAAUCUGCCAACCUAUACUUCUGCUUCCGCUGGCUCUUAGUACGCUUCAAACGCGAGCUAUCGUACUCCGACACGCUCCGGCUGUGGGAGGUGCUGUGGUCGCAGGAGCCCUGCAAGAACUUUCACUUGCUGGUGGCCGCCGCCAUUUUGGACCACGAACGCAACACCAUCAUGGAGAACAAGUUUGAAUUCACGGAAAUUCUCAAACACAUCAACGACACGAGCCAACGCCUGAACCUGGAGGAGCUGUUGUGCUCUGCCGAGGCGAUAUACGAGCAGUUGGUGGCCUCGAGCGACGUGCCGGCUGCGGUACUUACCUUACUGGGGCUGCCCCUGAAGCCCUCGUCUCAGGACGGUGAGGCGGACGUGUCAGUGGGGGAACUGGCCAGCGAAAAGUGCGUUUCUACUGACGAAGAGACGAGCCCUUUGGAAAGCUCACGCAUCAUUUCUGCGGGCCCCUCAAGUUCCAGGGGCAAGAAGGAGAACUUUGUCCUGUACAGGCGAUGCGACCACAACGACGACGACGACUUCCUUAGCGAGGAGGAUACGAGUGGUGACAGCUGCGGCGGUGCAGGGGACAACAACGCAUCGGUGGUCCCACGCGGGGACACAAGUGCUACCGACGGAGCCCCUCGAGGGCUGGUGGGUACGGUGACCAGCAUUUUAGGGUCUGCCGUCCGCCACAUCGCCGGUGAAGACGCCUCGAUCGAUCUACUGUCGCCCAUCUCCGCUGCCCUGCACAACGAAGGUCUCUUCGAAGACGCCAUCGGCCAGCAAUACCUGUGACGUGCCUCGCUUGACUCCGCUGAAAAUUAUGCCAGUUUACUGAGGCAUAAAUUGGUUUUAUUAAGUCACACAAGAAAAAUGGUGAAGCAGAACGUCGACCAGCAACUUAAACAAAAAAGCAUCAUAAUAAAUAUAAGCAAAGAGAAAUCUAAAGGAAGAGGCCUUCCGGGAAUUUUUCAUGUGAAAUCUGAGAUCGAUGUAUGGAACAAGAAACCAUUACCCGAAGUUGCUGCGCGGCUCUUGUAGAAGAAGUAAGCUAAUCGAUCCUCACAAAUCCAUUCCCAGCUUCCGCUGACCUUAGUCAGUUUUAUAGGAAUUAUACAAUUUCAAACAAGUCAGCUUUAUUUGCAUUUUUUGCAUAAAGAAUAACUGUAUGUUUAAAUCAUGGUCUAUUAUCUACAAUUAUCUUUGACGUAUUUAUUUUACUCAGGCUGCAUUAUGAAAAUGUGUGCCACAGAACACGCAACAGAGCGCGCAACAAUGGGACGCUACCGUCCGAUACGUUUUCAUGAUACAAACUUAGUAAAAUAAAUGCACUCGUUUUAGCGCACCUCGAGUACGCUUGUCUCGUUUCUGUUUUGUUUAAUUAUCUCUUCUUCGCACAUCGUUUUUCUGCGAUUACUAAAUGCUGCUUCUUAGUCGACUGUAUUAGCGCGCAGGCAAUUCAAGAACUUCCGACUCCAGUUCACAGUAAAUAGUUUUUUGUUAGAAAUUAGCGACGAUCGAGUCCGUUCAGCUUGAUAAUUAUGAAUAUUUUUGACUUACGAUGCAAAAAACGAUUGAUGAUGCAUAACUUUUAAAAUUAAAUUCUUAUAUAACAUCACUUUAUUUGAAAACUGUUUUUUACAAGCAUUUGUACGCCAACGUUGAUCGACACCGUGCUCAUUAAAACUGCAAGCAGUAGCAAUGACAUCUAUAUUGAUGGUCAUUUUUCUGCAUUGAAAGCGUGUACUCAAAUUGGUUAAACGAUCGAUAAUCGUUCAGUACGAUUGUACUAAUUCCUGCUCCUCUUUCACGAAGUAUCUGAACUCUGUGCACAGCUGCGGCGUUAGCUGCUGCGGUGGAGCGCAGCAAAACAAGAUUAUGUCACACCUUGUUUGUAUAUAAUGUCUUUUGUGAUUAUAACGUACAGGUCUAAAUAAAGUAUAACGUACAGGUCUAAAUAAAGGAGUCUAAUUCAAUCUCUGUAUGGCUGCUAAGGAGAAAUGAUGAGAAAUAACUUCAUUCAGAAAAUAAUCUAUCAGAAUUUGACCCUCCGUCGAUUCGAUUACUAUUACUAUGGUUGUUGUUACUGUGAAAAAGGUUUGCUAUUUAACGCAGCGAGGAUCGGGCGCAUUAUGAAUUAUUUUUUGAAAUGUCAAUGUUGCUUCAAAGUUCAAUGAGUGCCUCCCAUCCCUUCAGGGUACUUGAUUAGCGUAAAUUUCAAAGCCACUCUAAUUGUAGUUAGCGGCAAAUUGAGACAUGAUGCGUGAAAAUAUCCUUUUCUAAGUAGUUGACAUUAAAGAUCUUUCCAACACAAGCCGCGUGUGUGAAACAAUUCUCGCCUGAAAAGAUUAUGAUCACAAAACUUACGGCUGCGUCAUCCUUCUAACGGAAUCCUAAUACCCAGGAGAUUGGUUAUUAUUUGUUAUAAUAAUGAAAUUAUAUUAACUUGAUAUCCAUUCAAUAUAUACUUGGAGUAAUCAAGUAUUACGAAAUAAAUUAAAGUCAAGUGCGUUUUUGUGAUGUUCAACGGAGAUGUGAUGUAGCUUGUCUACGCCUCACUUAUCCACGGAGCUCCUUAGCUAACGGAAGCCUCUUGCGCUUCAAAAGCCGCUAGCACCCAUCACGUUUAUCGGGACUCUUCAUAAUAUUCUGGUAUAUUUGGUUGUCUUAGGCAUAAAAAGUAUACGUUUGUUAAGUUUAGAGUAUAUUUAAUUAGACUUAUAUAGAAAAAAUUGUGCAGUCAUC
Molecule: messenger RNA, 4426 nt
Organism: Hyalella azteca
Lineage: Eukaryota; Metazoa; Arthropoda; Malacostraca; Amphipoda; Hyalellidae
Gene: Tbc1d15-17
Product: TBC1 domain family member 15
Exons: 15
Coding region: 179-2476 (765 amino acids)
Biological process (GO): activation of GTPase activity
Molecular function (GO): GTPase activator activity
Source: RefSeq, a predicted model, not a curated record